AAACCCUCCUUUUUUUCCCCCCUCCUGUGGCGGCGCUCACCUCCUUCCUUUUCCUAGGGUUAUCCUCCUCCGUCUCUGCCCUCUCCAGGGUCUGGGCCAUCUGAUCCUCCCGGAACAGCUCGCUUCUUCGAUCCCGUGGUCUACCUGCAGAUCCGCUGAUGGCGACCGUGGCUCUUCCCACUCCCGCCGACCAAUCUGCAGAUCUUAUGCAAAAGUUAUCUCUGGACUCUACAAUUAAAAAUGACAACGCUUCGGAAGUUACAAAGACUUCAGGAGUUCAGUAUGGUGUAGUCAAUGGCAGGGAACCAAUUGCUCCUAUCCCAGCAUAUGAGCGAUCUCUGACUCCUUUACUUCAAGACCAUAUGGAUGCGAGCAUGUGUUACUUACCAAAUGGAUACAAUUCAUCUUUGUACUAUGGAGGUUAUGAUGGUUCGAUGACAGAGUGGGAGGAUUAUCCUAGAUAUGUUAACCCUGAUGGAGUGGAGUUACCACCACUUGGAGUUUAUGGGGAUAUGUACCAUCACGGGUAUGGUUAUGCUCCAUAUAGUCCGUAUCCUUCUCCUGGUUCCCCAGCUCCAACUAUGGGGCACAAUAAUCAACUAUACACACCCCAACAUUACCAGUUCCCUGCUACAUAUUACCAGCCACUAACACCCACCAGUGCACCAUACACACCAAGCCAAAAUCCUAAUUUGAAAGGAGAUGUUUCUACAGCUACUGCCAUUGAUCUUCCUCCUAUUCCAGUAGAUACAACGAAAGCUAAUUCUAAUGGAACUGCUAAAGCAAGCGCAAAUACCAACAAUGGAAUAACAAAAGCAAAACCAAACCAACAGUAUGCACCAUCAAAUGGCAUGGGCUCGUUUGGUAAAGGCACCUUACCUGGUGCAAAUCCAUCUUCAGGCUACCAGGAUCCAAGAUUUGGUUAUGAUGGCAUGUGGUCGCCUAUUUCAUGGUAUGACAGUUCCAUGUUUCCUGAUGGGCCACAGAGACCAACUUCCACUAACAAUGGUUCUUCAAUGAUUUCUCAUAUUGGAAAUACUACAUCCACAAGAAAUCAGAAUCUCCAUCACCUUCCUCAUCUUACAGGAAUGCAUGCUCCAAGAUCAUCAGCACCUGGGAUAGUGAACAAGAUGUAUUCUAAUAAUAGAAUGUAUGGCCAGAAUGCUAAUGGAUUCAGAGGUAAUCAGAAUUUCCGUUCAAAUAUCUAUGACUCUAGCAUGAAUGGAAGAUGGGUAAUGUCCAUGGAUAACAAGUAUAAGCAUAGAUGCCAGGUCAAUGGUUUCAGUGGCUAUGGUAAUGAGAACUUAGAAGGACUAAGUGAGCUUAAUAAAGGACCGAGGGCAGGUCAUUUCAGAAAUCAGAAGGGAUUUGGGCCUAACUUUUCUGUUGCAGCCAGGGGACAAAGUCUUCCUACAAAUGCCCAGGACUCUUCUGAAGUUCCUGAUAAAGAUCAAUACAACAAGCUGGAUUUCUCUGUAAUGUAUUCAGAUGCCAAGUUUUUUAUUAUAAAAUCUUACAGUGAGGAUGAUAUUCACAAGAGUGUCAAGUACAAUGUUUGGUCUAGCACUCCCCAUGGGAACAAGAAGCUUGAUGGUGCUUAUCAGGAAUCUAAGGAGAAGAUAAAUGAAUGCCCAGUGUUUUUAUUGUUCUCUGUCAACACAAGUGGACAGUUUGUAGGUGUGGCGGAGAUGGUUGGUCCGGUUGAUUUCAGCAAAACAUUAGAUUAUUGGCAGCAGGACAAGUGGAUAGGGUGUUUCCCUGUUAAGUGGCAUAUUGUAAAGGAUGUACCCAAUAGCAUUCUAAAGCACAUUACUUUGGAAAACAAUGACAACAAACCAGUGACAAACAGUAGGGACACUCAGGAGGUGAAGCUCGAACAAGGACUUCAACUACUCAAGCUCUUCACGGAACAUGUGAGCAAGACAUCAAUUCUUGAUGAUUUUGUUUUUUAUGAGACCCGACAGAAGGUGAUGCUAGAAAAGAGACCAAAGCAACAGCAGUUACAGAAGGUUGUGGAUGGAAAACCAGUCAUUUUUGACGAAAAAGAUAAGGACUCGGCCAAUGGGAAGCCUGUGCUGCAGAAGCCCUUGGAAGUAGUUUCAAUUUUGAAGAAAGAAUCUUCACAAAAUGCACUUGCAGAAUUCACUUUAUCAGAAAAAAAUGGUAUGCCUGUUGUAGCUGGCGUUGCUCCAAAGGAUGCUAAACCAGUGACUGAGAAGCGUGCUGUGGCUAACGGUAUAGCUAAUGGGUACUAAGUUAAUCUGCCAAACCUCCCGCACCUUCAACUAUGGUGUUAAGACUUGAUCAAAAAACUGGGGCACCAGGCGGUGGGCGUGUAUGCUUUAGGUCUAUGUCGGCCACUGCAUUGUAGAAAAGCUGUAGUUUAUCUUAUUCCAUCUUAAUAUUUGAUAUGGAGUUUGUUUUCUAAGCUGUCCCUUAGGUAGUUUAUUGGGGGGUUAAGUUUCAUAGUAUUAGAGGCAAUAGACCUGUUUUCUCUGCUCUUAAUAGUGUGUAUUUUCUGCUGCGUAUUUCUUUUGCAAGGACCUCUUUGGUUAAAUGUUGCUUAUGGGCGCUGUUUUCUCAUCUCAUCUUUGUAGCUCUUUGGCCUGCAGAUUAAUCUGAAUAAAUCUUUCCUUUUGGUUA
Molecule: messenger RNA, 2643 nt
Organism: Zingiber officinale
Lineage: Eukaryota; Viridiplantae; Streptophyta; Magnoliopsida; Zingiberales; Zingiberaceae
Product: YTH domain-containing protein ECT4-like
Exons: 9
Coding region: 159-2255 (698 amino acids)
Biological process (GO): mRNA destabilization
Cellular component (GO): cytoplasm
Molecular function (GO): mRNA binding
Source: RefSeq, a predicted model, not a curated record